Staurois parvus is the source of this 402-nucleotide messenger RNA. The record is from the annotation of a GenBank genome assembly. NCBI's taxonomy places the organism in Eukaryota, Metazoa, Chordata, Amphibia, Anura, Ranidae.
GUCACCAGGCAUCAGGUCAUUUGGCUCGACAGCGGGCACCGCGUCAUCUGGCAAGGCAGUGGGCUCCGAGUCAACAGGCACGUACGACAGUGGGCACCGGGUCAAAACCAGGCAUUGGAUUGUCUGGCUCGACAGCGGGCAUCGGAUCGUCACCAGGUAUGGACAGCGGGCACUGGGUCACCAGGCAUCAGGUCAUUUGGCUCGCCAGCGGGCACCGCGUCAUCUGGCAAGGCAGUGGGCACCGAGUCAACAGGCAUCAUCAUUGGAUCAACAGCGGGCAUCGAGUCAACUGGCCGACAUAGGAUCGUCACAGGCUGGAUCAGUUCAACAGCUGGGCAAGAGGCACCAGGUCAUCUGACCGGCAGCGGCAGUAGGUCACCAGGCAUAGUAGUAGGGCUUUCA